GGGCUCCCCGAGCUGGCUCUCUACGAGAUCCUGUUGAUGAAGGACCCCGACCACAGUCAGCACGAGGAGGAGAAGAUCAGCUCCUCCAGCCUCCGGCAGAGACUGCUGGGGACGCUGCUGCAGCCCCCACGGCAAGACCCUGCCUUGCCUUCACGCCCGUAUGUGAUCGGCUUGACUGGAGGAACCGGGAGUGGGAAAACCUCCAUUGCCAAACUCCUGGGGCACCUGGGAGCGUUCCUCAUCGACGCGGACAAGCUGGGCCAUGCUGUCUAUGUCCCCGGUGGCCCUGCCUACGAGCGGGUGGUGGCGGCUUUUGGGGCAGAAAUCUUGAACGAAGAUGGGACGAUUAACAGGAAAGUCCUUGGGGCCAAAGUGUUUGGAAACCAGGAGCGGCUGAAGAGUCUUACGGACAUUGUGUGGCCUGAAAUGGCCCAGAUGGUCAAGGAGCAGAUCAGGGAGGCAGAUGCUCAAGGAAAGGCCGUGUGCGUGCUGGAUGCUGCCGUACUGCUGGAGGCUGGCUGGCAAGACAUGGUCCAUGAGGUGUGGACGGCCAUCAUUCCAGAGGAGGAGGCUGUGAAGCGCGUCAUGGCCAGGGACGGGCUGAGCGAGGAGGCUGCUCGCAGCCGGCUGCAGAGCCAGAUGACCAACAGCCAAAGGGUGGAGCAGUCGCAGGUGGUGCUGUGCACGCUCUGGGAGACGGACGUCACCCGCAAGCAGGUGGAGAAAGCCUGGGACCUCCUGCAGCAGC
This is a messenger RNA of Balearica regulorum gibbericeps (East African grey crowned-crane), 748 nucleotides long. Lineage: Eukaryota; Metazoa; Chordata; Aves; Gruiformes; Gruidae. The record is from RefSeq and is a predicted model, not a curated record.